This is a messenger RNA of Trichomonas vaginalis G3, 858 nucleotides long. RefSeq lists its product as uncharacterized. NCBI's taxonomy places the organism in Eukaryota, Parabasalia, Trichomonadida, Trichomonadidae. The coding region runs from base 1 to 858 and encodes 285 amino acids. The transcript has a single exon. The record is from RefSeq and is a predicted model, not a curated record.
AUGAUUCAACAUCCUGGAAUCAAGAAUGAAACAGCAAUUAUUUUGAAAGGACUUCAGGGAACAGGUAAAAACAGAUUUACUGACAUUAUUUCUGAACUUCUCGCUGGUUAUUCAUGUAAAAACAUUACUGAAAUAAGUGAGCUAACGGGUAAUUUCAAUUCGGUUGUUGAAAAUAAAAUGUUUCUUGUACUUAAUGAACUCAAGAAUGUGGGUGAAGACAGACUCGCAAACUUCAACGCUUUGAAAUCAAUUAUUACGGAUAAUGAGAUUAGAAUUAAUGAAAAGAAUCAACCCAGAAGAACAGCUCAGAAUGUUGCAAACUUCAUUUUCGUAACUAACAACGUUUACCCUGUCAAAAUUGAAGUUGGAGACAGAAGAUAUGUAGUUUUAAGAGUUAAUGGUAAAUUCAAGGGUCAAUUUGAUUACUUCAAGAAUUUAAUGGAUUCAUGCACAAAGGAAUUUUAUGAUAAUUUACUGACGUAUUUUAUCAAUUACGACCUUUCAUCAUUUAAUGUACGAAUCAUACCGAUGACUGAAGCCAAACAAGAUUUAAUUGAAUUAUCAUCAAAUCCUUUAGAUGUAUGGAUAAAUACACAUUAUGAUGAAUUGUGUGCAGGUAUGACGUGUGAAAAUGCUCUAUUCUGCAAACCAUCAGACAUGAAAGACAAAAACUUUCAAAUGAGUAUUAAGGAUAAAUGUGAUAGGAAACAUAGAAGAAUAGACGGUAAACAAACAUGGUAUUAUGUUUUGAAAGAAGAAAUGAAAGGAUUAUAUAAACAGGUUGAACCAAACGAUAAUGAGGAAUCAUUUACUGACGAUGAAAUACCUGUAAAUGAGCCGCUAAGCGGCGAGACCUGA